AUGGCAGAAAAGAGACAGGGGCCACUUGUGAAUUCAGAUGAUAUUCAAGCGAAACUAGAUAAGCGUUUGGGUCCUGAGUAUAUUUCAAAAAGGGUUGGACAUGGAUCGACAAGAGUGGCGUACAUCGAAGGUUGGAAGGCCAUUAAUCUCGCCAAUCAGAUUUUUGGCUACAAUGGUUGGUCCAGUGAGGUGAAAAAUGUAACUAUAGAUUUUAUGGACGAGAAACAGGGCAGAUUCACCGUCGGUUGCACAGCGAUUGUUCGGGUUACACUAUCUGAUGGAUCAUAUAGAGAGGAUAUUGGUUACGGAACUGUUGAUAACGAGCGCCGAAAGCCAGCAGCAUUUGAAAGAGCUAAGAAAUCUGCUGUUACUGAUGCCUUGAAAAGGAGUCUUAGAGGAUUUGGUAAUGCAUUAGGAAACUGUCUGUAUGAUAAAGAUUUCCUAUCAAGGAUAGACAAGGUCAAAUUUGAGCCACCUGAUUUCGAUGAGGACAAUCUUUUCAGAGUUACAGACGAGCUCAGCGAGGUGACAAGAUCUAACACGGUACCGGAGCAUUAUGAGGGCCCGAUUGUUAAGAAACGCAGCAUUUUACAUCCCGCAGAAUCUGACACCCCAGCGCUGCCAAAUGACAAGCAGCGUGAUGCACGCGUUUCUGGAAACAUCAUGGCGACCAGGUUACGCCCAGCAAGUUCGGAGCUACAGCAUACUGUCGCUGAGAACGAUCAAGAAGAUCUUCUUGACGAUUCUUUUAUGUUCAGCGAUGAAUUGCAGGACGACGACCUAAUCAACAUCGGCCACGCUAAGAACGCUUCUAAUGCCGCCAAGAAUCCCGCUGUUCAGUUUACACCAGAUAUAGCAGCAAGAAAUAACGUUCCUGUUGCGUUUGUUACUGCCAAGGCGGCUCCAAGCUUGCAGAAUAAAAAACCAGUACCAACAGGCCAGAUUUUUAAUCCGAAGUUUCAAGCGCAAUCAAUAAAGCACACUGUUGACCAGUCCACAUCUACGCACGUCAAGCUCAGCAUACUAAGAGAAAAGGGCAUCGAUCAAUCCCGAGACGCUAUCUACGCUAAGUUCGCUCCAAAAGGUAAGAUAAUAGAUAACCCAGAUACCCCCACUACUCCCCUCGCUGAAUCGAACAACGGUACCGUAGCAAAUAAAGCAACGCCGUUGCCUUCCAAUCAACAAGAGAACAUUACUAACAAUUCUAGCGCAACAAAAUCCUCAUUGACCGAGGCGCCUAAUUCGCCGUACGUCACAGCGGCCCAAUUGGCAAAAAUGCCAACUCAAAUACAGCGAAGAGAAGUAGGUAGGCCUAAAGUAAACCAUCCGAAUUUGCGGAAGCCAUCAAUACCCUAA
Messenger RNA from Eremothecium sinecaudum, 1356 nucleotides. It is a transcript of the gene RAD52, whose product is annotated as recombinase RAD52. The record is from RefSeq and is a predicted model, not a curated record. NCBI's taxonomy places the organism in Eukaryota, Fungi, Ascomycota, Saccharomycetes, Saccharomycetales, Saccharomycetaceae. Gene Ontology annotation, biological process: double-strand break repair via homologous recombination; double-strand break repair via single-strand annealing; DNA recombinase assembly. The transcript has a single exon. Bases 1 to 1356 code for a protein of 451 amino acids. Gene Ontology annotation, cellular component: nucleus.